This is a messenger RNA of Opisthorchis viverrini, 1215 nucleotides long. RefSeq lists its product as hypothetical. Lineage: Eukaryota; Metazoa; Platyhelminthes; Trematoda; Opisthorchiida; Opisthorchiidae. The transcript has 6 exons. The record is from RefSeq and is a predicted model, not a curated record. The annotation marks the transcript as partial.
AAUCACGGACCUUACGAUAAGGAACUUCUUCGCGGGCGAGAUGGCUCAAGUGGUGAGAGCGCCAAUUUACUGACAGGAAGGUCCGUGGUUCGAACCCGACCUCUGCCUCUCGACUUCCCCUGUCUAGGCUUGGGAAACAGGGCAGUAUCUCAGUCCUCAUGCUUCUCCCGGGUUGCAUGGCAGCUAGGCACCAGAAGGGUGUUACAGCUGAACGAUUUAUUAUUUAUUUACUUUGCGCAUUGCAAUCCACCAAUAGUGGAACUGACAUUUAGCUUACUCACUUACAUAUAUACAUACAAUAUACCGUUCAGCUGUAGCACCCUUUCGGUGCCUUACUGCCAUGCCACCCGAAGGUUGCACGAGGGCUGGGAUACUGUCAGGUUGCCCAAGCCUAGACAGGGGAAGUCGAGAGGCAGAGGUCCGGUUCGAACCACGGACCUUCCGGUCAUAAAUAGUACAAGGGAUAUCACCAAACUUUCAGAGCGAUCGUUCGUAACACCCUUUCGGUGCAUAGCUGCCAUGCCACCUGGAGGAUGCACGAGGGCUGAACUCCUGCCAGGUUGUCCAAGCUUAGAAGGAUCAGGCGAGAUGCUGAGGAUGGAGCGCGAAUUUACCGAACGAAAAUUUCGUAGUUCGAACCCGACCUCGGCCUCUCGACUUCUCCCGUAUAGGCUUGGGCAACCUGACAGUAUCCCAGCCCUCGUGCAACCUUCGGGUGGCAUGGCAGUUAGGCACCGAAAGGGUGCUACAGCUGGACGUGCUAAUGCUGUGAACACGACUGAAGAUUGGACGUUUGUAAUCAAACUGCUUUACUUAGAGAGCAAACCAAUCGCGGUUUCAAUCUUCCAACGGAAUCAACAACGUCUUCCCUGGGAUCUUCCUCAGAGACGACCGUGGAAAAAACUGAGCAUCACACUGGACCAAAGUCAACUUACCCGUGUUCGUGCGGGGACGCUGAGUACGUUCAGCUGUAGCACCCUCUCGCCGCCUAACUGCCAUGCCACACGAAGGAGGCACGAGGGCUGGGAUACUGCCAGGUUGUCCAAGCCUAGACAAGGGAAAUCGAGGGUUGAGGUCGGGUUCGAAUCACAGACCUUCCGAUCAGUAAAUUCACGCUCUAACCACUCGGUCCAUCUCGCCCCCUCAACCAUGUAUCAGCUUGGUCUUGCUCCUAUCCUUCGGAACCAAGGAAUUGUCCCGGUUGGGUUGGCUUAA